This is a messenger RNA of Ahaetulla prasina, 4631 nucleotides long. It is a transcript of the gene GGA3, whose product is annotated as golgi associated, gamma adaptin ear containing, ARF binding protein 3. Gene Ontology annotation, molecular function: ubiquitin binding; small GTPase binding; phosphatidylinositol binding. Bases 685 to 2712 code for a protein of 675 amino acids. Gene Ontology annotation, biological process: intracellular protein transport; vesicle-mediated transport. The transcript has 17 exons. The record is from RefSeq and is a predicted model, not a curated record. NCBI's taxonomy places the organism in Eukaryota, Metazoa, Chordata, Lepidosauria, Squamata, Colubridae. Gene Ontology annotation, cellular component: trans-Golgi network.
ACAAAGACUUGAACUAAACGUAACCAUUUAAAUCACUUAAAUGAUUUAUAAUGAGAUUCUCUUAAUAUCACAAAAUAACUAUGGGCUGUCAAAUCCUUGCUUUACCUGAAUUAAAUAUAUACUCAUAAACCUCUCACUUUGACAGAUGGAGAUUUUCUAGGACUAGGAUUUGAAGUUUUCCUCAGACACUGUCCUUCCACCCACAGCUCCCAAAUCCCUCUCUUCUGUUUUCAUCUCCUGGAAUAAAAGCCCUGCCUUAUCAUGAAUUGACUCAAUUUCUCCUAAAUGAUCACAUUCUGCAGACUUGAUACAGUACGUCUCUGUUCUGCAUUCAUGGUCUGAUUUUCAGUGCCAAUUCUCUUUUGAAACCACAGUUACUUAGAAUUGGUUUCUUUUUUAUUGCAGGUGUUCUGCAUUUGAACAUGAAAUGUCAAUUAUGUUUCGAGUUUAGGACUGACUACUGCUCAGUCAUCUUUUUUUAAUUUAGGAACGCACCUUUUAAUCACAGACAAAGCCACCAACCCCUUGAAUAGACAGGAAGAUUGGGAGUAUAUCAUCGGCUUCUGUGAUCAGAUCAACAAAGAACUUGAAGGUCCACAGAUUGCUGUUAGAUUACUGGCUCAUAAAAUCCAGUCACCACAGGAAUGGGAGGCAGUCCAAGCCUUGACAGUGCUGGAAGCUUGUAUGAAGAACUGUGGGCGCAGAUUUCAUAGUGAAGUAGGGAAGUUUCGUUUUUUAAAUGAGCUAAUAAAAGUUGUAUCUCCCAAGUACUUGGGAGACAGAGUGUCAGAAAAGGUCAAAAUCAAAAUAAUUGAGCUGCUGUACAGCUGGACAGUUGCUUUGCCAGAUGAGUCCAAAAUCAAAGAUGCCUACUACAUGUUGAAAAGACAAGGCAUUGUCUUGUCUGAUCCUGUUAUUCCUGUGGAGAAAACCCUUAUUCCCUCUCCGCCACCUCGUCCCAAGAACCCCGUGUUUGAUGAUGAAGAGAAAUCCAAGCUUUUAGCUAAACUGUUGAAAAGCAAAAACCCAGAUGAUUUACAAGAAGCAAACAAGCUUAUUAAAUCUAUGGUGAAAGAGGAUGAGGCACGAAUACAGAAAGUAACAAAGCGCAUGCAUACUUUGGAGGAGGUGAACAACAAUGUGAAAUUGUUGAAUGAGAUGUUGAUCCACUACAGCAAAGAAGACUCUUCUGAGGCCGAUAAAGAGCUCAUGAAGGAGCUCUAUGACAGAUGUGAAACCAAGAGGCGAACAUUAUUCAAGCUUGCCAGUGAAACAGAAGAUAAUGACAACAGUUUGGGAGAUAUUCUUCAGGCUAGUGACAACUUAUCACGAGUAAUAAAUUCCUACAAAAAAAUUAUUGAAGGUCAAGUCAUCAAUGGUGAAGUAGAUCUUUCAAUGCUGCCUACAACAGAAGGAAGCAAUUCUGCCGAUAAUGUCAAUACCCUCAUUGAUUUGGGGGAAUUGGAGGUUUUGAAUGUGCCACCACAACCACCACCACCACCACCACCACUCCUUCCAUCAGCCUUGAGUGCAACACCAACCCUCACUCCAGCUCCAGCCUUAUCAGAAAUCCCCAUCCUCCCACCCCCGCCUCAGGCGACUGGUCACUCCCGGAGUCAUUCAAUCGGCCAUGCUGAAUCCAUUGCUACUCAGUCAACUAGUGCAGCCAAUUCCCUCUCUCUGCUUGAUGAGGAACUUCUGUGUUUAGGCCUCAAUGACCCUGCUCCAAGUGUAGUAAAAGAAUCAACUGAAAGCAAUCAGUGGAACCUGCUCCAGAAUGAGCCAGUAGAUCUGGACUUCUUGAAUCCAAAGCCAGUUUCUGUUCCUUGCAACUCUGCAGCGAACCCGCUUCUCUCGUCUGUGUCACAGCCCGGAUGUGGAGCAUCAGUACCUCUUCCUUCUACCUUCACAGCCCCUCAGCCUGUUUCCAGUAUCUCUGCUCCUACCUCAACCUCUUUCAUCUUCUCUACCGGACCUCCACUUGGCCCUUUAAGUACAAUGCCUGUAGCUUCAGGCUACUUUGGCUCAGCAUUGGGAACGAAUGAAUUGCACAAGAUAGACCCAUUAAAUCAUCUUCUAGAGGAAAACAAAGGGUCUUCAGCUCCAGCAGCCGUAACAGCCUCUACAGUCCCUGCUGCUACUUCUGCUCUUCUGGCCUCUGCUACAGGAUUGCCUCUGGCUGGUCCAGGAGUCCCUCCAGUUCCCUAUCCAGGAAGUCCCAUCUUCCAAUCAGCCCUAUUCCAGCAACAAGGAAGUCCCUUGAAAGGACCUGAGAUCUCCUUGGCCAAUGUCCAUGUUCCAUUGGAAUCAAUUAAGCCAAGUAGUGCUCUUCCGGUGACUGCUUACGACAAGAACGGUUUGCGUAUUCUGCUGCACUUUGCAAAGGAGUGUCCUCCCGGGCGGCCUGAUGUGUUGGUGGUGGUGGUAUCGAUGCUAAACACAGCACCUCUUCCUAUCAAGAAUAUUGUGCUACAAGCUGCGGUGCCAAAGUCCAUGAAAGUAAAGUUGCAGCCACCUUCAGGGACAGAGUUAGUUCCAUUCAAUCCCAUCAAGCCACCAGCUGCUAUUACCCAGGUCAUGUUGCUUGCAAAUCCUAGAAAGGAGAAAGUGAGGCUGAGGUAUCGACUGACUUUCACAUUGGGAGACACGCCCAGCACCGAAGUGGGGGAAGUAGACCAGUUUCCUCCAGUUGAUAAUUGGGGAAAGCUAUGACCCAGAGCUAUUUCAUGGGGACUGGAAUGAAUGCGACAUGACCAAGGCACCGGCGGUAUCAGUGAUAUUUAGCUUUGUUUACAUGUCCCGUCCACUCCACUUGUAGCCGUAGUCCAGGAUGUUUCCUGCACUCUGGGAUGACAGUCUGACGCGUAAAUGCCAAGUGUAAAUUUGUGGGAACAGCCAGGAACAGAGACCUGGUUGGUAUCUUUACCUUGGCCAAUCCAAUUCUAUCUUCCACUUCAUUAAAACUUGAAAUGUAAAUGUUCUAGAGAAUUUGAUAAGCAGAAAUUGAAUAUACUGGAACAUUAUUUCAGUUGGGCUAGAGGUCUACCAAGGGCUAUGAUGCCUUUGCAAAUUCUUUUGGGGUAGAGUCCUAAUGACCUUCCUGUACCCGAUUCUUUUUACCUCUGUGAGAUCAGAACUAGGAUAACCUUUAGGCUUGCUGAGCAAUAAGAUACAUUUCAAAAAAUGGUGGUUUUUGCCAUGAUCAAGCACUCCAUUUACAGAAUAUCUGUUCCAAGAGCCAGCAGAGCCCAUACAGAUAUUUUACACUUGCCACUUGAGAACAUCAACAACAUACAGGUCUCAAGUGGCUGCCUUCUAAUUUUAUACUUGUAGCUGAUUUGCUCGUGUGCUUUCCCGGUAACUGCUGAGUUUUGUAUGCACACAGCUCUAUGUUUUUCCUCUGCGUACACAAUUGUCUCAUUUUUGUGAGUUAGCUACAAUAAAGAUCCACAUAUAGUUUGUACACUGCUCAAGUGGGAAGCAUGGAGUGAUGGAAAUACAAAUAGUAUUGAGAAGGAGCAUCCAUUCAGGUGCAGUUGUUAACUGGGCUCAAAGGAGAAAGUGAGGGAGCGAAGGCACCAUUGUUAGUUAAAAGUAUAUGUAUAUUAAGCUAUAGGAAUGUACCAGAUCUGCAGACCAGGGAAAAGAGGAGCCAUGGCCAUGCAUGUGCAGGGCUGAUACACUCCAGUUUUAUUCUUUUUAGAUAAUAGGUGGGUAAGUGCAAUUGUCUAUAGGAAGCGAGAUCUUUUGUUGAGACAGGCAGGCUUUUCUAAACAGUGAUAGACACAAUACGGUUCAAAAGCCAUAGAGGGAAGUCAUUGCUUUGAGUAAUUACUUUCUCCUGUGUGUAACACAGUUUUGGUUUAACUAUGUGCUCAUCUGGAACAAAUCGUUUUGUUCUCUAGUGAAGAGAAGGUCCUGAAAAUCUACUCUAUGCUACACUAUAACCGAGGAUUUUUUUCUGUGGGAGUUUAAAAUUUUGCAAUUAAAAUUUUGGUAUUAAAGAGAAUGUGGGACGAUCAGACCUCCGUUAAAAUGGCUGUGACUUCUUUGCGUUAAGAUUCUGUAGACAAGAUACAGUUAACAGUCACAACAGAAAGAACCUCAUUGGCUUUUGAAGGGAUCCCGUUUCAAGUGUAUGAGGAGAUAGACCUUGAUUAGCCAAACUCAUGGUAUGAGGGCUGCAUUAAUUAUGUAAAGCUAAUGGGAACCCAGCAGUAUUUUUUUGCUCUUGAUCUCGUCCUAAUAUUAUAGUCUCCCUAUUAUCAGCGUUUUACUUAAGCUUCUAAGUCUGCCCCAGUGCCAUACUUAUUUGUACAGAGCAGAUUUCACUGUUAGAGAUGGUCUGCAAAUCACUCCGAGGAAACCACACACACACACAAAGCACAAGGGCUUUCUGCCAAAUUGCUUUCAUGCUAUUAGCAGUGCCACUCUGUCCAUGCUGUAUAAUCCAACAGAAAGAUCUCAUAAUCUCACUGUGUGGAAAUGUACUACAAGCUUUAGAAAUUAUUUAUGAAUGUUCCUGUUCAAAAGGUGAAGUUGCAGCUUUCUAUCAAACACUCAAGAUUGUAAAUAUAUCUCGGAAGCAUUUGUUAUUCUGCACGCUCAAUAAAAAUACUUUCUCUACUCUG